UUUCUCGUGUUUUCCACUUUUCCCCUUUCUUAUAAUCUAAUGAUUCUUAUCCCCUUUUUUUUACGGUUUACCGUGUUAAUUAUGGGUUUGACAGUUGCUGCUGUAUAUGUUGGGCGCUCUUCUACGUUUAUCAUUAUUGUUGUUCUAGUGAUAGCGUUAAUGGCUUUCUGUUGAUAACUGGGUGUACAUUGUUUUCUACAAGGAAAGACGACGACGGAGUCGGACUGACAAAAAGACCAGAUAAAAAGUAAUUCACUGCCCUAUUCUCAGCAUCCGCGUGUGUGGCUGUUGGUGGUCCGAUGGGCGUCGCCGAGUCCCGCCUGCUGCGUCUGGUGGCCUGGCGCACGAUGGGUGCCCCUCCCGGACUGAAGCCGCUGCCCCCUGUCAGCCGCCUCAACGGUAGCAUUCUGCGCAUCCUUGGCUGCAAUCCCGGUCCGAUGACGCUGCAGGGCACCAACACGUAUCUCCUGGGCAGCGGGCCACAGCGCCUGCUGAUUGACACCGGAGAGAACAACAACGCGGCGUAUUUACAGCAGCUGCGCUCGGUGCUGGCCGAGGAGAAGGCGCGCAUCGCCCAGAUCGUCCUGACACACUGGCACCACGACCACAGGGGUUUGCCGGGACUGCUGCGCUCCGACUGUGUUGUGGAGCGGCCGCGUGUUAUGAAGCUGAAACGCAGCGGCAAGGAGGAAGUGCCCAAGGGCGUCCAGUACGAGUUUGUCAGCGACGGGGAUGUUGUCUCCGUGGAUGGGCAGAAUUUAAGAAUAAUCUACACUCCGGGCCACACGGACGACCACAUCAGUCUGCUGCUAGAGGAGGAUCGCGCCCUUUUCAGCGGCGAUUGCAUCCUGGGCGAAGGCACCGCUGUGUUUGAGAAUUUGUCGACGUAUUUGGCGUCCUUGGCGCAGCUGCAGGCGCUGCAGCCGGCGGUCAUCUAUCCAGCGCACGGCUCUGUGAUCGAGAAUCCCCUUCCGGUAAUAGAGCAGUACAUCCAGCACCGGAUGCAGCGUGAGCAACAGAUUUUGCAGCAACUACAGAACGCCUUCCCGGAGCCCCUCACGAUCGACGCCCUCGUCACCAGCAUAUAUCCGACGUUGAAUAUGGUUCUGCGGCGAGGUGCCGCCAAUAACGUCAAACACCAGCUUGAAAAAUUGAUAACCGACGGCAAAGUUGAGCAAAAAGGCAACGGUUUCCGCCUGCUGGCAAGUUGCGACGAUAGUUCCUCAAAGAAUUCUCCAUACGCAGUCAAAGCUGCACUGUGACGUGACGCAGUUGUUGAAUUUAAGCCGUCUUAACUGAAGCACAGAAAACGCACUGCUGCUGUGAUUUUCUCAAAUUUUUCCCUGUGUCGUCUCGUUGUUUGAUGCACACUAAUAAUUAUAAUCGUGGAAUAUUUAAUUACAGUCUUUCUAAACUUAUUUCUAAGUGCUAAAUAAUUUCUCAACGUGGACUACCGAUUUCAAAAUAAAAAUCACUACUCGUAGUAAAACUGC
Paramacrobiotus metropolitanus is the source of this 1493-nucleotide messenger RNA. RefSeq names its product endoribonuclease LACTB2-like. The record is from RefSeq and is a predicted model, not a curated record. NCBI's taxonomy places the organism in Eukaryota, Metazoa, Tardigrada, Eutardigrada, Parachela, Macrobiotidae.